This is a messenger RNA of Coregonus clupeaformis (lake whitefish), 5244 nucleotides long. It is a transcript of the gene abcc3, whose product is annotated as ATP-binding cassette, sub-family C (CFTR/MRP), member 3. Lineage: Eukaryota; Metazoa; Chordata; Actinopteri; Salmoniformes; Salmonidae. Gene Ontology annotation, biological process: transmembrane transport. The transcript has 31 exons. Gene Ontology annotation, molecular function: ABC-type transporter activity; ATP hydrolysis activity; ATP binding. The record is from RefSeq and is a predicted model, not a curated record. Gene Ontology annotation, cellular component: membrane. Bases 221 to 4849 code for a protein of 1542 amino acids.
AGGAGAGAGAGAAGGAGGGUUGUUCGGAAGAGGAGAGAGAGAAGGAGGGUUGUUCGGAAGCAGAGACAAACUACUAAUCCAGAUUAAAUCAAAAACGAGCUCCACUAGUGUGUUUGUUGAAAGUCUCUGUAUGUGCAAUAACAAAAGAAGGUAAAGAGAGGGAGCGACCUGUUAACGCCGGGAUAAGGUAAUUCGUUCGUUGUACGGAAGCACCGUGGACAUGGAGCGUUUAUGCGGACCAAAGCUCCCGUUCUGGGUAGCCAAUCAGACGCUCCACACAGACAGCCCAGACCUGCCGGAGUGUUUCCAGCUGUCAGUGCUGUCAUGGCUGCCUUGUGUGUACCUGUGGCUUGCUUGCCCUCCAUACCUCUUCUACCUCCAGAGGAACAACAAGGGUUACAUCAUGAUGUCCAUCCUCAACAGAGUCAAAACGGUCUUUGGGUUGGCGUUGUGGAUCGUGUGUUGGACAGAUCUUUUCGGCACCUUCCAUGAGCUGCAGCAGGGGGACACACAGCCACCCAUCUACUUCGUCACUCCACUGGUGGUCGGCAUGACGAUGUUGCUAGCUACGUUUCUGAUACAGUUUGAGAGGUUGAGAGGGGUCCAGUCUUCAGGAAUUCUCUUUAUAUUCUGGUUCCUGUCAGUGCUGUGUGCCAUAGUGCCUUUCCGCUCCAAGAUCCUACAGGCCAAAUAUCAGAGUGAGAUUUCAGACAAGCUGCGUUUCACCACAUUUUAUUUCUACUUCAGUCUGAUCGUUGCCGAGCUUAUCUUCUCUUGCUUCAAUGAGAAACCCCCACUUUUCUCCAACAUAGACACAGACCCCAAUCCUUGUCCUCAAUCGACUGCUGGUUUCCUCUCCACUAUGACCUUCUGGUGGUUCACUAGCAUGGCCAUCAAGGGCUAUAAGAACCCUCUGGAAGCCAAAGACCUGUGGUCACUAAACAAGGGGGACAGUUCAGAGGUGAUCGUCCCCAAGCUACUGCGGGAGUGGGAGGUGGAGCAGGCCAAGGCUCACAGUGCUAAGGACCAGUCCACCCAGGCUCUGUACUACAAGCCUCCGCCAGUGGGAGAGUCCAACCACGUAGGGGGGGAGAGCAGUCCUGAGGAGGUGGAGGUGUUGCUGUCCAAACAGAAAGACCCCAAGAAGCCCUCCUUCCUCCGCUCCCUCAUCAAGGCCUUUGGACCCUACUUCCUCAUCGGAUCUGCCUUUAAACUCCUACAGGACCUCAUCACCUUUGUUAACCCACAGCUCCUCAAGUUAUUGAUCGUGUUCACAAAGCAGAAGGGAGCUCCCACCUGGUGGGGUUAUGCCCUGGCCUUCCUCAUGUUCUUCACCGCCUUCCUCCAGACUCUCAUCCUGCACCAACACUUCCAGUACUGCUUCGUCACUGGCAUGAGGCUUCGUACCUCCAUCAUAGGAGCCAUCUACAGGAAGUCUCUGAUCAUCACUAACGCGGCCAAGCGUACAUCUACAGUGGGAGAGAUAGUCAACCUGAUGUCAGUCGACGCUCAGCGCUUCAUGGAUCUCACCACCUUUCUCAACAUGCUGUGGUCCGCCCCACUUCAGAUCAUACUGGCACUAUACUUCCUGUGGCAGAACCUGGGUCCGUCAGUGCUGGCUGGUGUUGCUGUGAUGAUCCUGCUGAUCCCCUUAAAUGCUGCCAUCGCUGUGAAGACACGAGCCUACCAGGUGGAGCAGAUGCAGUACAAGGACGCUCGCAUCAAACUAAUGAACGAGAUUCUGAACGGGAUCAAAGUGUUGAAGUUGUACGCAUGGGAGAACUCCUUUAAAGACAAGGUUCUGGAGAUCAGACAGAAAGAGCUCAAUAUGCUCCGCAAGACGGCCUACCUCAGUGCCGUGUCUACCAUGGCAUGGACCAGUGCACCAUUCCUAGUUGCCUUGACAACGUUUGCAGUAUAUGUGACUGUGGAUAAAAAUAACAUUUUAGACGCGGAGAAAGCCUUUGUAUCUUUGUCUCUGUUCAACAUCUUACGAUUCCCUCUCAAUAUGUUGCCCCAAGUCAUCAGCAGUAUCGUGCAGGCCAGCGUGUCCCUGAAGCGUAUCCAGGAUUUCCUGAGUCAUGAUGAGCUGGACCCAGAGUCUGUGGACCGGAAUAACACUGCCACAGAUAGCUCAGUGACUGUUGUCAAUGGGACGUUCACCUGGGCAAAACAAGAUCAUCCUGCUCUACACAAUAUAAACCUGAUGGUGCCCCAGGGCUCACUGCUAGCUGUGGUAGGACAUGUAGGCUGUGGAAAGUCUUCUCUGGUGUCAGCUCUACUGGGAGAGAUGGAGAAAAUGGAGGGAGACAUCUCCAUACGGGGUUCGGUGGCCUACGUCCCCCAGCAAGCCUGGAUCCAGAAUGCCACUCUGAGAGACAACAUCCUAUUUGGCAAAGCCUACAACGAGCAGAAGUACCACUGUUGUCUGGAGGCCUGCGCCUUGACCCCGGACCUGGAAGUACUACCUGGAGGAGACCUGACCGAGAUCGGAGAGAAGGGUAUCAACCUAUCGGGUGGUCAGAGACAGAGGGUGAGUCUGGCCAGAGCUCUGUACAACGAGGCCGAUGUCUACUUGCUGGACGACCCUCUCUCUGCCGUGGACGCCCACGUGGCCAAACACAUCUUCGACCACGUCAUUGGCCCAGAGGGGGCACUGCAGGGCAAGACACGUAUCCUGGUGACGCACGGCAUCAGCUUCCUGCCGCAGGUGGAUAACAUAGUGGUGAUGGUGGAGGGCAGGGUGUCAGAGAUGGGCUCGUACCAGGAGCUGCUCAAACAGAACGGAGCAUUCGCUGAGUUCCUCAGGAACUAUUCCCUGGAGGACAUCAUCGAGGAGGACGAGGCAACAGAGGCUUUGAUUGACGAAGAAGAAGACUUCCCUGACGACGCCCUUAGCAACCAUACAGACAUGGUGGACAAUGAACCAGUGGUCAAUGAGGCAAAGAGACAGUUCAUAAGGCAGAUCAGCAUCAUCUCAGGGGACCUGGAGAACCCGAAGAGCAGGUCUGUCCGGAAGCGUCUGUGCAGCGAGAGGAAGCAUGCUGAGUCUGACCCAGAGAAGAAACUACCGAAGGUGGAGAAACUCAUCCAGGCAGAGACCGCUGAGACAGGCAGGGUGAAGAUCAAGGUGUUCUGGGAGUAUGCCAAGGCAGUAGGGCCUCUGCUGUCCCUCUUCAUCUGUUUCCUGUAUGGCUGCCAGAGUGCUGCCGCCAUUGGAGCCAAUGUCUGGCUGAGCCAGUGGACCAAUGACGCAGCUCAGAACGUGACCCAGGAGAAUGUCAGUAUGAGGGUGGGGGUGUAUGCUGCUUUGGGCAUGGCACAAGGUGUGCUGUUGCUGGCCAACUGUCUGCUGUCCAAGGCCUACAGCAUGCUGCGGGCAGCCAAACUCAUGCACCUCUACAUGCUCCAGAGGGUGCUGAGGGCACCCCAGGGCUUCUUCGAGAGCACCCCCACGGGGCGCGUCCUAAACCGCUUCAGCAAAGACGUGGAUAUUAUAGACUCGCACAUCCCAGACAAUAUUGAUAUAUGGAUGCGCACUUUCUGGUACACAGUGAAUGUGCUGAUCGUAUGCUCUGCCCUCACCCCUCUGUUCCUUCUAGUCAUAGUGCCGUUAAUGGUGUUCUAUUGGUGGGUCCAGAGAUUUUAUGUGGCCACGUCUCGGCAGUUAAAGCGUCUGGAGUCGGUCAGCAGGUCUCCUAUAUACUCCCAUUUCUCUGAGACCGUCACUGGCUCUAGUGUUAUCAGAGCCUAUGGCAGACACAAUGCCUUUGUACUAAUGAGUGAUAUGAAGGUGGAUGAGAACCAAAAGAGUUACUACCCUGGUAUAGUGUCCAACAGGUGGUUAGGGGUGCGUAUAGAGUUCAUUGGGAACUGCAUCGUGCUGUUUGCUGCUCUGUUUGCUGUGAUCGGGAAGGACAAGCUCAACCCUGGACUGGUGGGACUCUCUGUGUCCUACGCUCUACUGGUGACCAUGUCUCUGAACUGGAUGGUGAGGAUGACGUCAGAUCUGGAGAGCAACAUUGUAGCCGUGGAGAGAGUCAUGGAGUACUCUGAGACCAAGACUGAGGCUCCAUGGGAGGUGGAGGACAAGAAGCCUUCGUCUGAUUGGCCGUCCCAGGGGAACGUAGAGUUCAGUGACUACAGCGUGAGGUACAGAGAAGGACUGGAGCUGGUCCUGAAGAACCUCACCCUCAGCGUCAAAGGAGGAGAGAAGAUAGGUAUCGUGGGUCGUACUGGGGCUGGUAAGUCCUCUAUGACACUGUGCCUGUUUCGGCUUCUGGAGGCGGCUGGGGGAGAGAUCACCAUCGACGGGGUCAAGAUAUCAGAGAUAGGACUGCAUGACCUGAGAUCUAAACUCACCAUUAUACCACAGGAGCCAGUGUUGUUCUCUGGCAGUCUUAGGAUGAACUUGGACCCCUUUGAAAAGUACAGUGACGGUGAGGUAUGGAAGGCUCUGGAACUAUCCCACCUCAACAAGUUUGUCAGCAACCAGCCGAAUAAACUGCAGCUGGAGUGUUCAGAGGGAGGAGAGAACCUCAGUGUGGGCCAGAGGCAGCUGGUGUGUUUAGCCAGGGCUCUACUGAGGAAGACGAGGAUCCUGAUCCUGGAUGAAGCUACAGCCGCCAUCGACCUAGAGACCGACGACCUCAUCCAGUCAACCAUCAGGACACAGUUUGAGGACUGCACCGUCUUCACCAUUGCUCACAGACUCAACACCGUCAUGGACUAUACUAGAGUGCUGGUCUUGGACAAGGGACAGAUAGCUGAAUUUGACACUCCUACAAACCUCUUAUUCCAGAGAGGAAUCUUCUAUGGUAUGGCUAAAGAUGCAGGACUGGCACAAUAGCACUGCCUCUCCUCUACCUACAUAAAACCUAUAGUGCCUUGUGUCAGAACACAGAGUGCCAGUGAAUGUCUCAUUUUAUACUCUGCAGUCUGCUGCAAAACCAGGAUAAAAAACGUUAGAUUUUUUUAAUGUUACUUUUUCUAAAAAAUAAAAGACAGAAAAACUGUGUCACUGUAAUUUCCACGAGUGAGUUUCAGGAUGAAUCCAGCUAUUUUUUGUACUGUAUCGUUUUUAUUAUUUAAGCUAUACUUUUUAUUAUUAAAAGUUGUCUGAUUGGGAAGUUUGCUCCGUUCAAUGUGUGAUUCCUUUGUGAACCAAAUCUGUAAAAACUUGAAUUCUGUACUACCAAAAUAUGAGAGAUGGUAAUGCCUUUAUUAAAAAAAGAAAAACAUUAA